Messenger RNA from Gambusia affinis (western mosquitofish), 3484 nucleotides. It is a transcript of the gene kcnip4a, whose product is annotated as potassium voltage-gated channel interacting protein 4a. Gene Ontology annotation, cellular component: voltage-gated potassium channel complex. The transcript is spliced from 8 exons. The coding region runs from base 534 to 1208 and encodes 224 amino acids. Gene Ontology annotation, molecular function: potassium channel regulator activity; calcium ion binding. The record is from RefSeq and is a predicted model, not a curated record. Lineage: Eukaryota; Metazoa; Chordata; Actinopteri; Cyprinodontiformes; Poeciliidae. Gene Ontology annotation, biological process: regulation of potassium ion transmembrane transport.
GAGUAGAGCGAGCAGCAGGCUCACUACGAGAUCAAGUGUGGGUGUGUGUAUUUGUAUGUGAGAGACGGCAAUGGAGAGACCCACUGUGUUGUAAAGCCAACAGGGUAGUUUCUUGUUUUAGCAGGGGAAAAGUGUGAAGAGGAGGUGAGAGUUUUGGAGGAAAAGAAAACAGAGAAUCUUCUUUUUAUCUUCUGACGGGUAAAGAGCUGGAAAAGCAAACAUUAAUGACCUGACAAAAUACUACAUUGCUUCACGGUGUUGAUCAGCCAGGCAUAACGUGGAGCUGAACUCGGACACCUUUACACCCGAGCUCCCACCACCCGCUGCCCUCCACUCACUGAUGAGCAUCUCUCCAGCUGCAGGCGGACUCGGGGGGCCACACUGACACAGCCAGAAGUCUGGAGGAUAGAAGUGGACACUUGCCCCUUUGUGGCAACUAGUUUUCCCUGGAUAAUUCCCUCCUUUUAACGUGACGGCUGAGUUCUGGUUUUGUGCUGGCCCCUUCAAACAUCCUCCUUCCUCUAGGAGCAAAGAUGAGCUGCAGGAAACGGUGCAAACGUGAGAUCUUCAAAUUCGCACAGUACCUGUUCAGACUUAUCACAGGCACGCUCAACACCGACAGCGUUGAAGAUGAGCUGGAACUCUCUGCAGUCCGUCAUCGCCCCGAGGGCCUGGAGCAGCUCGAGGCUCAGACACGAUUCUCCCGGAAGGAGCUCCAGAUCCUUUACCGCGGCUUCAAGAAUGAGUGUCCAAGUGGCGUCGUCAAUGAAGAAACCUUUAAAGAUAUCUACGCACAGUUUUUUCCACAAGGAGAUGCUUCGACGUAUGCACAUUUCCUGUUCAACGCGUUUGACACGGAUCACAAUGGCUCUGUGAGCUUUGAGGAUUUUGUUAUGGGGCUUUCGAUCCUGCUGAGAGGCACAGUGCAGGAAAAGCUCAUUUGGGCUUUCAACCUUUAUGACAUCAAUAAAGAUGGAUACAUCACUAAAGAGGAAAUGCUGGACAUCAUGAAGGCUAUCUACGACAUGAUGGGAAAAUGCACAUAUCCCGUCCUGAAAGAGGAGACGCCUCGUCAGCAUGUAGAAGUAUUCUUCCAGAAGAUGGAUAAAAAUAAAGAUGGCGUGGUAACCAUAGACGAGUUCAUUGACUGUUGCCAAAAUGAUGAAAACAUCAUGCGAUCGAUGCAUCUCUUUGAAAACGUUCUCUAACUUUUGGCCGCCAGCCGGAGCUUUGGAGAGGAACAUCAUCUUUCGCAUGGCCCAGUUACUGACUUGGACUCAUACUGUGUACAGUGUGCUAUGCAGACUUUUGACCAUAGAUAAAAUCUUGUUCAUUAUUACUGUUGGGCCAGAAGUAGAAAUAGGCAGCAUGUUGGGAACACUCUGGAAUUCAUCUUUUGUUUUAAUAUAUCAAAAUGGGGUUCAAAUUGAUAUUUAAAAAUGUGGUAAAGUAAAAUCACAUAAAAUUCUAAUUUUCCGCCUUGUUUUAUUUACUGUCAAGUGAAAUCACUGUGACUCACGGAUUUAGGAAUAUUGAACAACCUGCUCUAAGUUUCAGAGUGUUCUUACCUGACUUAGACGAGUGUGGUCUGUGAUUUUACUCUUACUUUAGAGAGGGAAAAAAAAACAAGUUGUACCAUUUUAAGAUGUACAUUCAAAGAUAUGACAUUAGAUGAGUGGUCUAUUUGAAAAUAUCUCAAUUCUGCUCAUGUUUACUUGCCAACUAGACAACACAAAGAUUGUAUUGAUGUCAAAAUUGGACCAUAACUUAAGGACAGGGGUACAGACGUGGACAAAUUUGUUGGUACUCCUGGUAAAGAUGUAUAUAAAGCCUUAAAACAAAUUAUUCUCUUAUUGCAGUAGCACAAUCCCACAGCCGAAAAUGUUUGCAAAAUAGAGCCUUUAACAGGACUAUGUUGAUUCCAAGAAUGCCAUAAAACAUUCACACUCUAAAGAUCCUAUUCCUCAUUUUCCUUUUUUUGGCUAUCUACUGUUUGUACAAAACGCCCAGCUGUUUUAAGAUUUUUCAGCUGUUUAGCUUUUAUACCUUUUAAAAUGUGAAACUCUUCUUAAACAAGAAAUCCUAUUAUGAUGAGCGAAUCACACUUUCAAAUUAUUUAAACAGCUUUGAUGUUUCUGAAUGAGUUUGUAAUCUCUAAUUUAAGUGUUUAGCAUGCACUUUUGACUAGACUAGAUGGUUACUGUUUGCAAAGUGAUCAUUUCUUCAAAUUUCCCAGUCAGGCAUAGUUACCCAUGUAAAGUAACAGACUUGAUCUCCCUGCUCCUGAGCAACAAGUAGGGUUGCCUGCUGAACCACAGAAUGACUCCAUCUACAUAAAAACAUCAGAAAACUUAUUCAAUGCACAACUGACGGAUUAAAAACAAUAGAUUUUUUAGUGUACUCGUCCGCCCUCUUUCUAAUGCUCUCCUGAGCAAAGGCCCAUAAUGACCAUAUCAAAAACUGCCACUGAUGCUAUAUUUUGUGUUUUCAGUAUAUCACUCAUUUUAAAUCUCACAUUCUUGCAAUUCAAAUAGUUCGAGAUGCUUUAGACUCUAACGACAUUCCAAGUCCGGUGGAAAACAAAAAUGCCCCCAGCAUCACAGAACCUCCACUGUGCCUAAAGAGGUGAUUUUUUUUUUUUUUCCCCCAGAUAUUCAUCUUGAGCUGCACACUAGAACCACCUGGAGUGGUUUUUGCUAAAAAAUAAAAAAUAAAGAAGGUUAGACUCAUCCAGUCAAAGUGCACAUUUCCAGUUAAAACCCCUGUAGAGUUUAACAAACACCAUCUUUACAUCUCUGAUGGUAAGACAAGCAUGCUAUCUGUAUAGCAUUCAUGGUUAUAGAGAUUUGGUGACUUGGUUUUUGCUCCAACUGUACAUAUGGGCAGGUUUAGGUGAAUAGUUUUUUCUUGUAACUACAUCAGGUCUUAUGAAGUCAUUCCCAUGUUGAAGAGCAGCUAAUAUGUCACGCCAUAUUUAUACCUAAGGAGGUAUAAUACUCUUCUGUUACAAAUUAAAAACUAGAAACUCAGUUUAACUUUAACUGCAAAGUUGCUAAGAUCAAAUUUUUAAGAGAUUCUUUUGCCAAUUUGAAAAUCAUCACAAGGAAUCCAAACCUUCAUUUCAGGACAUUUCUACAGAAUUUCCAGAUUGCAAAUGAAAGAAAUCUGCAUAUUUACAGGUCUUUUGGAUAUCUUUACUGGAGGUUGCAGCAAAUUUAUUUGCAUCUGUAGCAAGAUUUUACCACCAUUGUCAUGCGAGAUGACAGCAACUUUAUAAAAAUGAAAUGGGAGGAUAAGCUGCUUCUGAUGUAUUUUUUGACAUGAUGUAUGUAAAUUUCUUGUAAAGCAUCAACAUGUUUUUAUUUGAUUUUUACUCUUCUACUCAUGUAGAGGAGUUCUCGGCAGCGUCGUCUCCAGGUCAUGGUCACUGUAUAAAACAAUUGUCAGCUGUACAGUAUUAAAUGAAAACUUGCUCUCUGAGGAA